AUGGACAAUCUUGAAGAUGAAGCGAGAUUCACAUCAAACCCCAAUUCUUCAAAUCGGUCAAGAAAAGCCCCGGUAUACGCUCACCCAGUUCACCCGCAAUACAAUUACGAUUACGUCUUAAACGACGCCGUAGAAGAAAAUGAAGACGACGACGAUGAAUUCGACGAAGAAGAAGACUAUAAUACAUCUGUAAGGUACGCUAAUGCUCCCGCUAAUUUUACUAAUCAAUCAAUUGAGGAUGAUUUUAAUCGGUACCCUAAGAGGCAAAAACGGGUCAAAACCCUAGCUUCUGAUUAUGAAUUGGUUCCGAGAAGGUUGUAUGAGAAUAAUGUGAAUUUUUCGUCUAAUGAUUGGAGUGAUCAUGAGAAAUUUAUGCUUUUAGAGAUUUGGGGGGAUAGGUUUUUGCAAUUGGGUAGGAAUAGCUUGAGAUCAGAGGAUUGGGUUGAGGUUGCUGAGAAAGUUUCGGAGUUGUCCAAAAUUAAUCGAAAUGAAGCUCAGUGUAAACUGCUUUUGGAUAGUUUGAAGAGGAAAUAUAAAAAAGAGAAGGCGAAAUGCGGUGGCAGCAGUAGUAAAUGGCCGUAUUUUAGAAAAAUUGAAGCGUUGAUGAAUCGGGAAUUCGGAGGUAGCGGUAGUGGUAGUGGAGGCAGUGGUGGUAAUGGGUUUGGUUUAGCUUGUGGUGUUGAUUCGGGUGAGUUUGUUUUUAUGGAUACGAAUGUGUAUUUGGAGCGUGCGAAUGGGAAUGACGAGAUGAGGGAUAGUCCGUGUGAGUCGGAGGAAGAGGAAGGGGAAGGAGCUGGGAGAAAUGAAGGGAUGAAAGGAUUGCGAGUGUUGGCGGAUUCGGUGCAUAAGUUUGGAGAGAUUUAUGAAAAGAUAGAGAGUACUAAGAGAGAGCAGAUGUUAGAAUUGGAGAGGAUGAGGGUGGAGUUUGAGAAAGAGUUGGACUUGCAGAAAAAGCAAAUUUUAGAGAGAGCACAUGCUGAGAUUGUAAAAAUCAGGGAAGGUGAAGACGACGACGAUGAUGAUUCAGAUGAAGAUGAUGAUUUAGCUGAGGAUGCCAGCGAAUAACAAAGAUAGACAGAAUCAUGAUAACCGAUUGUGGGAUCUCAUGCAAGUAUCCUGUAAAAUGGGCAUCCCCAACCUCUACUACCAAAGCUGCAUAUCUGACCGGUACUAAUUUGACACGAGCACGAAGGCUCGAACUGAUUUCCAACACCCGAUUUUCCGAGUUUUAGCCCUUUCUUUUAUCUGUUACUUUCAUGUUUGAAUUUUCCAAUUAUGUAAUUUUCUCCUUAUCAACAAUCAAUUACUGAUUGACAAAAGUUUUUCGCUUUUGCUCUUCAUGACUGAUUAAUAUGUAUAGAACCUCCAGCAUGAUAAUUUAAUUUCUCAUAAUUCAACA
Molecule: messenger RNA, 1399 nt
Organism: Mercurialis annua (annual mercury)
Lineage: Eukaryota; Viridiplantae; Streptophyta; Magnoliopsida; Malpighiales; Euphorbiaceae
Product: trihelix transcription factor ASIL2
Exons: 2
Coding region: 1-1065 (354 amino acids)
Cellular component (GO): nucleus
Molecular function (GO): transcription cis-regulatory region binding
Source: RefSeq, a predicted model, not a curated record